Marmota flaviventris (yellow-bellied marmot) is the source of this 1534-nucleotide messenger RNA. It is a transcript of the gene Rab4a, whose product is annotated as RAB4A, member RAS oncogene family. Gene Ontology annotation, biological process: Rab protein signal transduction. NCBI's taxonomy places the organism in Eukaryota, Metazoa, Chordata, Mammalia, Rodentia, Sciuridae. Gene Ontology annotation, molecular function: GTPase activity; GTP binding. The record is from RefSeq and is a predicted model, not a curated record.
CUUCCCGGCCUCUGGGACUCACGGCCUCCGCGCGAUUCCCCCCGGCCGGCCGACCUCAGGCUCUGCAGCAGGCCUUGCCGCAGACACCAGCUGGGCGCCCACGUGCUCGGGCCGCCGCCCCAACAGCGCAGCACACCCUGCAUCCUCCGCCCAGCUCCCUGGCUCCUCCGCGGGGCAGCCGUGCGCAUGCGCGGAGCCGAGUCCGGCUGGGCCGCAGCGCGGUGGCCGGCGCUAGCUAUAGGCACCCGCCCGGCCCCGCUGGUCGGUCCCCGCCUCGUUUUCUCUCCGGACCCCAACAGACCCCGGCUGAGCAGCGAGAGAGGCCAGGAUGUCGCAGACCGCCAUGUCCGAGACCUAUGAUUUUUUAUUUAAGUUCCUGGUGAUUGGAAAUGCGGGGACUGGCAAAUCUUGCUUACUUCAUCAGUUUAUUGAAAAAAAAUUCAAAGAUGACUCAAAUCAUACAAUAGGAGUGGAAUUUGGCUCAAAAAUAAUAAAUGUUGGUGGUAAAUACGUCAAGUUACAGAUAUGGGACACAGCGGGACAAGAACGAUUCAGGUCUGUGACAAGGAGCUAUUACAGAGGUGCAGCUGGUGCGCUCCUCGUCUAUGACAUCACCAGCCGAGAAACCUACAAUGCGCUUACUAAUUGGUUAACAGAUGCCAGAAUGCUGGCGAGUCAGAGCAUCGUGAUCCUCCUCUGCGGGAACAAGAAGGACCUGGACACUGACCGGGAAGUCACCUUCCUAGAGGCCUCCAGGUUCGCGCAAGAGAAUGAGCUAAUGUUCCUGGAGACAAGUGCACUGACUGGGGAGAACGUGGAAGAGGCAUUUGUGCAGUGUGCACGAAAAAUACUCAACAGAAUCGAGUCAGGUGAGCUGGACCCAGAAAGGAUGGGCUCAGGCAUCCAGUACGGAGACGCCGCCCUAAGACAGCUCCGGUCCCCACGCCGCACUCAGGCCACGAGUGUGCAGGAGUGUGGCUGUUAGAGCCGUUACACAGGUGUGCCUGUUCCCAAUGGCUCUGUUUUUCAAGUGUCUGCGUGGUGUUGGGACAGUGGCUGGAGCUUGGAGAAUCUGCAGCUUUUCCACCUCUUCUCUGCGCAGAAGUAGAUUCUUAUGGGGACGCUACUCCAGCUGGCGGAGGCAGCCCAGGAGCCACGUAAUAAACCUGAUGUGAGGGACGACACCGGCCGAUGUGUACGCGCAUGUGACUUUCCUGUUCCACUUCCCCCGCCUUGUCCGAGAGCACACACGCUGUGCCGUGUGGGCCCCGUCCAUCUCCCCAGCAUGUUCCUUGAGUGUGAUAGGAUAGGAAUGGUGCUCUAAAUGCAGUUGGAUAUUUCUUUAACCACAGGCACAGAGAUUCAUGUUGGUGUACUUGUGACCAACGUGCAAGGGCCCUGGCACCGGCACCCAGGGUCCCACUUAUUCAACCGCACUUACCACACUCCACCGUACACGCCCCACACUUGAGAUGCUGGAGCAGUCGCCCUUCACCAGCGACCCGAAAUGAAAUAAAAACUGGUGUUUGGUGAA